Messenger RNA from Arachis stenosperma, 762 nucleotides. RefSeq lists its product as uncharacterized. NCBI's taxonomy places the organism in Eukaryota, Viridiplantae, Streptophyta, Magnoliopsida, Fabales, Fabaceae. The transcript has a single exon. The coding region runs from base 1 to 762 and encodes 253 amino acids. The record is from RefSeq and is a predicted model, not a curated record.
AUGGAAGAUGAGAAUCCAAUGUGGUUAAGCCAAGGCAUGCCCAUAACCAUUGAAAGAAUGACAAUGGCUCCCGAAGCACAUCAAGGCCGAAGGCCACAUGGAAGAAGGCAAAGAGAAGAACCAAUGGAAGAAGAUGAGCUACACCUAGAAGAAGAGCCACAAGAGGAGGAGGAACAGCCGCACUUUUUCCCACAUGGCAAUAUGGAUAUGACUCAAAUGCAAGAAGCAAUUGGAAGAUUGUCACAACAAUACACAAGAAUUCAAGAAAGGCAAGAAGAGUACCAUUCACAAUACUUGAAGCAUCAACAAGAGCAAAAAGAAUGGCAGCUGAAAAUGAUGAACCAACAAAGUGAGUUUGAGUCAAAAUUCCUUGUGAUGCAAGAAGAGCAUGCCUUUCAAUCUCACGAAGCAUUUGGGAAGUUGGCACAAAUGCAAGCCGAAACUAUGAGGGCUCUCAAUGAUUUUACAACCCUCCAAGAUGCAAGAUAUGAAGUCCAAGCCGAUUACAACAUUAAUAGUCAAAUCAAACUGAACUAUAUUGGAGAACAUCUGCACAACAUGGAUCCGGCAUUCCCAAUUUUUGAUGAGUUCUUCAAAAAGAAAAGUGAGGUAGAAGUAAACAAAGCUAUGAGCCUUGAAGAUAGAGUAGAGGAGGCGAUGAAUAAAGCUGGGUUCUGGCGGGGUCAACAGACAACAAACAUGGACACAGGGAACACCAGCAACCAAGUAUAUGAAAGAAGAAAGAAAAAGCAUGACAAAUGA